GGGAACAAGCUACUCGCUGCUGAGCCGCUGAGCUCGAGUAAGCGUCAGUGAGGCAUUACGCGUCCCAAACCCAUCAUUCCACUUCUUCAAAUGGAUCUUGGGCCAUCCGUCAACUCCGUUGGAAAAACACCCACGCAAAUAUGGCUCUUGCUCCUGCUCCAACGCGCCUACGCCAGAUUGCACUUGUCGCGAAGGAUAUCGAACGCGCAAAGCAGCAGCUUACAUACGUUCUAGGAACAGAAGUCGUCUUCGAGGAUCCAGCUGUCGAGCAAUGGGGCUUGAAGAACUUCCUCGUACCAAUCGGUGGCGACUUCAUCGAGGUGGUUUCGCCCAUUAAGCCAGGGACGACUGCUGGACGGCUGGUCGAGAAGCGCGGCGACGGCGGAUACAUGAUCAUCAUGCAGACCGAGGACGCGAAGAAGCGGCGAGAAUACAUCGAAGCGAAGGGACUGUCGAAAGUUAUCUUUGAGCAUAGUUACGCGGAUUCAGUGUGUAUUCAGUACCAUCCAAAGGGCAUCAAGGGCGGCAUGAUGCCUGAACUCGAUUCCCACGUACCGGGUCCGAAGAAUCCUAGGCCAGUUCAGUCUCGCUUCUCCCCAUGGCAUGCGUGCGGUUCAGACAUCGACCGCUAUAGGGACGGCAUGGAGCGGACCGAACACCUUACGCUAGAGGGCUGUGUACUGCGCCUGCUGCCCGGCGACCUCGGCCACGAAGCGGCCGCACGGGAGUGGGAAGCGAUAUUUGGCGUCGUGCGCAGCCGCGACCUGUUGGCCUUCACGAACGCCAGGCUGGGUUUCAUACCAGGGAGACAAGGGCAUCCAGAGGGCCUUGUGUCGAUCACGAUCGGCGUCAAGGGCCAGGAUGAAUAUGAUGCCAUACUGGAGAGGGCCCGACAGGCGGGCGUUUGUGGGAACGACGGGAUCGACAUGUGCGGUGUCAAGUGGUACCUUGCCCUGACAGGUCACAGUGCGACUAAGGGGAAGCUAUAGCUCCAUGCAUCAUCACAUCGCACGAAUUCUGGCCAGAACCCGUUUCACGUUGCUGACUGCAUGCAGCGUGCGAUACGCUUUGACACUGCGAUGAGCGUGCCACGUACGAAU
Messenger RNA from Alternaria rosae, 1100 nucleotides. RefSeq lists its product as uncharacterized. The coding region runs from base 141 to 989 and encodes 282 amino acids. Lineage: Eukaryota; Fungi; Ascomycota; Dothideomycetes; Pleosporales; Pleosporaceae. The transcript is spliced from 4 exons. The record is from RefSeq and is a predicted model, not a curated record.